AAACACGCCAUGGAUAUGACAUGGUUUUCCUGCGCCACCUAUCGUCGUAUCGUGUGCUACACCUGGGGGGUGGAAGUUACCUCAUUCUCCCUCGGGCUACAGUACGGGUGCAGUGAUGCCUCAGAAUGGUAUGAACUACGUGGGCAGAAGAGGAGGAACGCGUCACAACACCUGGAAAGCCAGCAGUCAGGUCCCAAGCACAGGUUGGGUUAAUGGAGCCAUUGUUCACAAUGGCUACCCGGCUGCUGCUACAGGAACCAGUGAGACGACACCAGCUGGCACACUGAAUGGUACCAAACCACAGUGCAUGGUUAAUGGUUAUAUUAACCAUGGGUACAAGGGCAAGAGUACAAGAGCUGCACCCCCAAGAACCCCCAGGAAACAAGGAAGCACGAUUUCAGCUGUCACUGAUGCCUCAGCAGCUGGCAGGGGUCGCAGUGCGAGAACUCCAGGUGGUAUCUCAGUGGAAGGGCCCACCAGUCUAGACACUGUUGCUUCGCCAUGUAAUUCUGACCGAACUGCACCACGACCCAGCAGGUCAACAGCAUCAAGGAACCCAAGAAGAAGAGAGAAAUUUAGAAGGAAGAAGAGAGACACUGAAGUCCUCUGGCCGGAGGUGCCACUACCGAUGCCACAACAAGAGGCAGAGGACUGGGAAAAAGAGACCCAAGAGGUCACACUGACUGACUGGGAAGAGAACUGUUUUGAUGUCACACCCUACGGUCCACAAGAUGCGAUCCCUUGUUCUUCGAGGGACUUGACACUCAAGCAAAUGGACACAGUUGGCCUGCCAGUGACAGCCAAUUACACACCAGCCAUACACCACCCACUCCCCAUCAAGUGGUCCCCCUACAGCAUUCCCACUGAGCCUGACCAGUUUGCAGACGCUGACGAGUAAGCCAGACGUGCUGUUGCGUUAGAGGAUUAGUAGAAAUCAAUGUUCACAUAGAAAAAAGAAACUGAAGAGUUCUGCAGUGAAUCUAGUUAGCCCUUCUUGACAUUGUUCAGAUUUGGGGAUCCUGGAAAGUACCCAUGCUUAGAAUAUUUGUUUAGUCUGCAUCUGUGUUAUUUACCUCAUCUAAUACAUUAGUGGAAGGAAUUAAAUUUAAAACGUACUCUAGGUUAGCGUUAAUGCAAAGCUUUAAAAUCAAAUAGGUUAAUGUUGUCAUAGGCCAAAGAUUGUAUG
This is a messenger RNA of Epinephelus moara (kelp grouper), 1186 nucleotides long. RefSeq lists its product as uncharacterized. The transcript is spliced from 4 exons. Bases 116 to 898 code for a protein of 260 amino acids. Lineage: Eukaryota; Metazoa; Chordata; Actinopteri; Perciformes; Serranidae. The record is from RefSeq and is a predicted model, not a curated record.